GGAACGCUGCUCUUCCACAAACGGACGCCCACCUUCUGCCAGUCCGAGCGUGACGCGUGCAGAGGAGGGCUUGGUUUUACAGAAUGCAGCCGCAGCCGACUGUCAGUUCACAUACUGAGAUCUGCAGACACAGGAGAUAUCACAGCCAAGCACCGACGAGACCAGCUCCAAUCCCGUAGCAAACCAGUUCACGUUGAUUUUUCUUUUGGAAAUAAUACAGUAAUUAAAGAAUAUACAGUGAAUGAAUUGAACAAAGUAGAGUAAACUACGCAGAGAAGGAAGAAGAAUGGGGCAGAAUACGCUAUUAAUAUUGAUGACUUUAUUGUCUUAUUGCGUCUGGAGAGAUGAGGCUCUGGCUAUGACUGAAGUGGAUGGACCAGUUGGUGGUCCCCAUGUGGCAGAACCGCAGAUUGCCAUGUUUUGUGGGCGUCAGCUUCUGCACAUGAACACUGAGACUGGACAGUGGGAACCUGAUCCUCAGGGGCGCCAGGGUUGCUUCACCCAGCCCAGCAGGAUCCUGUCAUACUGCCAGGAGAUGUAUCCAGGACUUCAGAUCUCCCAUGUGGAAGAGGCUUCAUCUCCAGCGACCGUCCCAGGCUGGUGUAAGAAAGGAUGGGGUCACUGUCAGACCCGUUCCUUCAUUGUUGUUCCCUACCGUUGUCUUGUUGGUGAAUAUGUAAGUGAGGCACUCCUGGUUCCAGAUCGUUGCCGCUUUUUGCACCAGGAGCAAAUGGACUCUUGCGAGAGCUACGUGUACUGGCACAACAUUGCGAAAGAGGCUUGCACAGCUGAUAGUCUGGAGUUGCAUAGUUAUGGGAUGCUGUUGCCAUGUGGUGACCGUUUCCGUGGAGUGGAGUAUGUGUGUUGCCCCGGCAGGGCUGGAACAACUGGCCGUGGUGAGACAGAGACAACAGAUAUUGUACAAGGAGAAACACCACCUCUUGUAUCCAUGGCUGGAGAAAAAGUUACCACUAGUGUGAAAACGAUGCCCACCACACCCAGUCCCUCCACCGAGACUGACAUAGAGGAAGAUGAUAUGGAGGAGGAAGAGGAGGAGGUAGUGGAGGAAGAGGCAGAUGAGGAAGAGGAAGAGGAGGAGGAAGGGAAUGAAGAGGAGGCAGCUGAGGUAGAGGAAGCAGAGGAAGAGGAACCCACCACGACAGUAAAAGACCAAGAGGAGUAUGAGUAUCCAAUCGAUUCUCAUUUCCAGCCCCAAGACUACAUGGACAACAUCUACUAUGACAAGACUGCCAAAGCUUCCACCCAACCCCAGACACGGAUGGACAACUCAGUGCCCACACCUCGUCCUACAGAUGGCGUUGAUGUUUACUUUGAGAUGCCGGGUGAUGACAGUGAACAUGCCAACUUCCUGCGUGCAAAAAUGGACCUGGAGGAACGGCGAAUGAAACGCAUCAACGAGAUCAUGAAGGAGUGGGCAGAAGCAGACAACCAGUCAAAGAACCUGCCCAAGUCAGACCGCCAAGCAUUGAAUGAGCACUUCCAGUCUGUUUUACAGACUCUUGAGGGGCAGGUUGCUGGUGAGAGGCAGAGGUUGGUAGAGACACACCUGGCUCGUGUGGUCGCCACUUUGAAUAAUAACCGUAGACUGGCCCUGGAGAGCUACCUGAGCGCUGUGCAGAGCGACCCACCACAGCCGGACCGUGUGCUUCAGGCUCUGAAGCGUUAUAUGGCCGCGGAGCAGAAGGACCGACGACACACUCUGCGUCAUUACCAGCACAUCGAGUCUGCCGACCCGCAAAAAGCUGAGCAGAUGAAAUUUCAGGUCUACACUCACCUGCAUGUGAUCGAGGAGAGGAUGAACCAAAGCCUUGCUCUGCUCUAUAAGGUCCCCGGCCUGGCUGAGAAACUCCACGACGAAAUCCAGGAGUUAGUGAGAACAGAAAGGGGGGACAUCAGUGAGCUCAUGACCACUUCCUUCUCUGAGACACGCACCACUGAGGAGCUUCUUCCUGCUGAGAGUGAGGAAGAGAGAGAUGAUGAAGAGGAAGAGGAUAGAGCUUUCAAGAACCGUCCAUACCCUCCACGCAUUGACCCCCAACCCAGCGACAAGAAAGUUUCUUUAGUAGAUGAGUACGACUACACCACAUCUGAGAGAGGACCAACUUAUGAGUAUGAGGAAAAGAUCAACACCUCUGUAGAACUGAAGCAGGUGGUCUACAAGUCUCCAGGAAUCCAGAGAGAUGAGCUGCAGCCGGAUGUUUUAGAGACAUUUAACCGUGGUGCGAUGGUGGGACUGCUGGUGGUUGCUGUGGCCAUUGCCAUGGUGAUGGUUAUCAGCUUGUUGCUAGUCCGCCGUAAGCCAUAUGGAACCAUCAGCCAUGGCAUAGUAGAGCAGGUUGACCCCAUGCUGACCCCAGAGGAAAGACAGCUCAAUAAGAUGCAGAAUCACGGCUAUGAAAACCCCACUUACAAAUUUUUUGAGCAAAUGAACUGAGGAGUGGUCUUCAGUGACAAGGCCAUACCCUCCCCCUUGCCUCAUGUUUUUGAUCUGGGUUUCAAUGGCAACCCCAUCUCCCUUAUACUGUAUGUAUGUCUAUAUGACCGAUGUUAAAAAUGUACAACAAACCCGGCACGUGAAUAGGGAGUUUGUAGUAAAACGUUUGCAUACUACUCUCUCGUCAGGAGAGAAAACUAAUAACAGAAUCCGCAGAACAUAGAAAGCUCUCUCAUCCCCGGUUUUUGCUUUCGUUUGUGAGGGUGUGGCCACGGCAAGCAUUUUGGGUGUCCUUCAAUGCCAUUUAAAAUCUUGGAAAGGUGCCCCACAUGAUUUCCAUACGAAUUGUGGGUUUCAAAGAAGCUAGACCUGUUCUAGACUGGUUUGUUCUAUUGUUUCUAUUUUCAAAGCAGAGUUAAUUUCAUGGUGAAACUGUGAUAUGGAUGAAAUAAUAUAUUUUUGAGUUCACUUGGAAAACCUGGGAGGGAAGAUGAGUGUUGGCCCUCCUAGACAAACUAAUUAUAGAUUUAACUCAUUUUAAAGACUUCAGACUGAUAAAAGAACAAAGUUUGUAUUCAUAGAUAACCAUCUGACAUUCUGGUAGAUCAUUAGUCUCAAUCACACAAUAAGAAAUGUCUAUCUGAAUCAGUGUUUUUAAAUGUACCACAUACUACCCAAAAAAGCUUAGAAAUAUUUUCUAUCAUUACUUCUUUAAAAGUAAAUUCUAAGUAAUAUGAAGUCCAUAAACGUAAAGCAUGCAAAAUUUGGUGUAUGAUGCUAUAACGUACUUGUGUUGGUCCUGUUUCUUGCUUUUUGAUAAAAAUGAAAAAAUCACAGUGCAACAAUGACGUGUACAUAACUGAAGACGUAACUAAAAUAGACGUUUCUAUCAUUAAUUUGUAUCGAUGCAAUGUGUGGACGUAAAGAUGAGCUUGUGCUGCUCACACCGAGAGAGAGACAUUUCCUAACAUGGCUGAAUGAAAACAGACUGUUGUAUAAACCAGCACAAGCAAAUGACACAAUAACUUCUGACUGAAUGUAUCUUAGGUAGACAUAGACUCCAUUCGCGUUCCUCCUAACACACCACAGCAUUUUCUAGAAAGCUGUUAGAGCAUAGAUUAGUUAGCAUUGCUAAGCGCUCAGUUUUCAUAUAGUAGUUCAUGGAACUUUUACAUAUAGAGAGAGUUUGUGUUACAUGACGGAAACUAAUUUAUUGUCACGUCUAAAAGGUGGUAUGCUUGGUAGCUACAACUUGAAUGACAAGUUCUGGUUCAAAGAUUGGUUUAAUUUGCUGUCCUAAAAAAAUCAUAAGUUUGUUUUUAAUAUUAGAGGGUUGUCGAGUUGUCUGUCUAAUAUAUUUCUAGUAUGAUAGAAAUGUUGGGUGUCUGUCGCAGUGACAAUAACAUUAACGCAACCGUUUUACCAUUAGCUUGUUGUAGAGCAGGGGUGCCCAAUACGUCGAUCGCAAUGGCAAUGCUGGUAGAUCGCACAAAAUUUAAAUGUACUUUCGUAAAAUUUUAAUACAAAUAAAUAUAAUGUCUUUCCUUCUUUUAGUUUCUGUCUGACUUGCACUUGACGAGUAAAUAUUGACCAGACGAGGUUUUGUUUAUUCAGUUGCCAUGACUACUAGGUUUGCGCAUACGCGCCUUCCAAGGACUUCUGAGAACAGAGCGCGAAAUUGCGAUGCUACU
Molecule: messenger RNA, 4146 nt
Organism: Xyrauchen texanus (razorback sucker)
Lineage: Eukaryota; Metazoa; Chordata; Actinopteri; Cypriniformes; Catostomidae
Product: amyloid beta precursor like protein 1-like
Exons: 17
Coding region: 287-2455 (722 amino acids)
Biological process (GO): central nervous system development; axonogenesis
Cellular component (GO): plasma membrane; Golgi apparatus
Molecular function (GO): alpha-2A adrenergic receptor binding; alpha-2C adrenergic receptor binding; alpha-2B adrenergic receptor binding
Source: RefSeq, a predicted model, not a curated record